AUGGAUGAGCUGUCCAAGGAGCAGAUCGACGAGUUCCGGGCGGCCUUCAACCUCUUCGACAAGGAUGGCGACGGGACGAUCACGACCAAGGAGCUCGGCACGGUGAUGCGGUCGCUGGGUCAGCGCCCGUCGGAGGAGGAGCUGCGGGAGAUGAUCGCGGAGGUGGACACCGACGGCAACGGCGUCGUGGAUUUCUCCGAGUUCCUCACCCUCCUCGACCGCAAGAUGCGCGGCGCCGAGGACGAGCUCCGCGAGGCCUUCCGCGUCUUCGACCAGGACAAGGACGGCUUCAUCUCGCUCGACGAGUUCCGGCACGUCAUGGUCAAGCUCGGCGAGCGCCUCUCCGACGAGGAGCUCGCGGAGAUGCUCCGCGAGGCCGACCUCGACGGCGACGGCCAGAUCAACUACUCCGAGUUCGCUAGGGUCAUGAUGGCCAAGAUGGACUCGACGGGAUCAAAACCAUCGGCGCCGCCGCUCUUCAAGAAUGGACUCCGGGUCUGCCGCUACCUUCUGGCCUUCCGGAUCAUGCAGAUUGGCCGGAGUAAACGAGGACGGCGGAAGUCACAGGAAAACAGCCGUGAGAUGGUAGGAGAGAAGACCGACGGCGAUGCAGAUCCCCCGCCGGAACAAGGAAACAAGGACAAGGACAAACGAGGAAGCUGCAUCCCCUCAUGUAUCAUCCUCUGAAAAUUCAGGCUUUUUGUUUCACCCUUCAGUUCUGAUUUACAGCUGAAGGAACAAGUGUAU
Messenger RNA from Triticum urartu, 747 nucleotides. RefSeq lists its product as uncharacterized. Gene Ontology annotation, molecular function: calcium ion binding. Gene Ontology annotation, cellular component: myosin II complex. Lineage: Eukaryota; Viridiplantae; Streptophyta; Magnoliopsida; Poales; Poaceae. The record is from RefSeq and is a predicted model, not a curated record.